This is a messenger RNA of Cyprinus carpio (common carp), 3514 nucleotides long. Its product is annotated as transcription elongation regulator 1-like. NCBI's taxonomy places the organism in Eukaryota, Metazoa, Chordata, Actinopteri, Cypriniformes, Cyprinidae. Gene Ontology annotation, molecular function: RNA polymerase binding; transcription coregulator activity. Gene Ontology annotation, cellular component: nucleus. The record is from RefSeq and is a predicted model, not a curated record.
GCUCAGUAAAUCCAGUCAAUGACGUAAAAAGAAGUGUAAGGAAGCGCUUCCCCAACAGGAAGUUGAUGUGUAGUGUGUUUAGUUUCUGGAGCGAUGGCGGAGAACAUAGACGGAGAGAGUGCUGGACUCGGGGAGAACAGGAUGGUGUUACAGCAGGCUUUACGUUUUCAUAGCCCUGCUCCACCACCUACCACAGUUUUGAGAGGACCUCCACCAUUACUACGACCCCCACCUCCACCCUUUGGCAUGAUGAGAGGACCCCCACCGCCCCCUAGACCCCCUUUUGGCAGACCACCAUUUGACACCAAUAUGCCACCUAUACCUCCACCCGGAGCUUUGCCCCCACCCAUUGGACCCCCACACUUGCAGAGGCCACCGUUCAUGCCCCCACCAAUGGGUAACAUGCCCCCUCCUCCUGGUAUGAUCUUUCCGCCUGGAAUGCCUCCGUCGCCAGGAACUGGAGCGGUUUCAAGCUUGACUAGUGAUGAAAUCUGGGUAGAGAACACCACACCAGAAGGAAAGGUAUAUUACUACAAUGCCCGGACACGUGAGUCGGCCUGGACCAAACCAGAGGGAGUAAAGAUCAUCCAGCAGUCGGAGCUCAAUCCACUAAUGGCAGCUCAGUCUGGAGGAGCUGCAGCAGCUCCUAACACCACUGCCUCUACUGCAGCAAGCAGCACUACUACGGUUGUGCCUGACCCGGUCUCCAUUCAGAGCCUGUCCCCCACCCACACCCUCAGCACCAGCCCUGACCCCACUACCAGUCCAGCCCCCACUGCCUCUCAACCUUCCACUACAUCUGUUGUUUCUGAGAUGCCUCCAGUGGCCUCCACACCUCCUGCUAGUGUAGGUGUGACCCCUGUUGCUGUGGUCAGUGUUCCUACAGUAACUGCUACAGUCACUGCAGUGCAGACGAUGCCACUGUUGCCUCAAAGUCUCCCUCCUGGCCUGCCCAUGCCCCAGCCGACCGCUGCAAUCCCAGCAUUUCCCCCGGUCAUGGUACCUCCAUUCAGAGUGCCUCUACCUGGCAUGCACAUCCCACUGCCCGGUAUGCUGCCAGGGAUGGCCCCUCCCCUUGUACCCAUGAUGCAUCCCCAGCUAGCUAUAACUGCAUCUCCUGCAUCUCUUAUGGGGGCUCUUCCACUUCCCGAAUGGUCUGAGUACAAGACAGCUGAUGGGAAAAUGUACUAUUAUAACAAUCGCACUCUGGAGUCCACCUGGGAAAAACCUGCUGAGCUAAAAGAGAGAGAUAAGGACAGUGACAAGUCUAAAGAUGGCCAUACCAAUGAUUCAGUUUUAAAGGAUAUAGACAUGGAAGCUAAAGCUGACAACUUUGGCAUUUCUAAAGAGUUGCUCAGGGAAGAAGAGAUGACAGAGGAGGAAAAAGCAGCACAGAAGGCAAAACCUGUAGCCACAAACCCAAUUCCUGGUACUCCCUGGUGCGUAGUCUGGACUGGAGAUGACCGUGUGUUUUACUACAACCCCACCACACGACUGUCCAUGUGGGACCGACCUGAGGAGCUGGUGGGUCGUGCUGAUGUGGACAAAUACAUUCAAGAACCCUCCCACAAAAGGGGGGUAGAUGACAACAAGAAAAUAGGUUUCAACAAAGAGGAGAUUGACACAGCCAUAGAGGACACACUGGACGAUGAGCCUUCUAAGGCUAAGAAGAGAAAGAAGGACGAUAUGAAGGAGGCUGACGCAGAGAAAGACGCGGCCGUGGAGGCCGAGCUGAAGGCUGCUCGCGAUCGGGCCCUGGUGCCCCUGGAGGCCCGCAUGAACCAGUUCAGGGACAUGCUGCUGGAGAGAGGGGUUUCAGCUUUUUCCACUUGGGACAAAGAGCUGCACAAGAUUGUGUUCGACCCUCGAUAUUUGCUGCUCAACCCCAAAGAGAGGAAACAGGUGUUUGAUCAGUACGUGAAGACUCGUGCUGAAGAGGAGAGAAAGGAGAAGAAGAAUAAACUCAUGCAGGCUAAAGAUGACUUCAGGAAGAUGAUGGAAGAUGCCAAACUUCACAUUAGGACCACGUUCAGUGAGUUUGCAGCGAAACACUCUAAGGAUCCUCGCUUCAAGGCCAUUGAGAAGAUGAAGGACAGAGAGGCCAUAUUCACAGAGUUCAUGACAGCCUUGAGAAAGAAGGACAAAGAAGACUCCAAAAACAAAGUAGAAAAGGUGAAGCAGGACUUCUUUGAUUUACUGUCAGACCACCAUGUGGACGUCUCUCAGCGCUGGAGCAAAGUGAAGGACAAGGUGGAGACCGACCCGCGCUACAAAGCCGUGGAGAGCUCAGCUGCUAGAGAAGAACUGUACAAACAGUAUGUGGAGAAACAGGCGAAGAACAUGGACGCAGACAAGGAGAAAGAGCUGGAACGGCAGGCUCGUAUCGAGGCCAGUCUGAGGGAGAGAGAGCGGGAGGUGCAGAGGGCUCGAUCUGAACAAACCAAAGAGAUUGACAGAGAGAGAGAGCAGCAUAAACGAGAGGAAGCUGUCCAACACUUUAAAGCGCUCAUGUCAGAUAUGGUUAGGUCAACGGAUGCUUCCUGGUCAGAAACGAGGCGCAAUCUGCGUAAAGAUCACCGCUGGGAGUCUGCUGCUCUGCUGGAGCGACAUGAGAAGGAGAAAUUGUUUGAAGAACAUGUGGAGGCUCUUACCAAGAGGAAGAAGGAGCAUUUCAGGCAGCUGUUGGAUGAGACCUCCAUGAUCACCCUAACAACCACAUGGAAGGAAGUGAAGAAGAUCAUCAAAGAUGACCCACGCUGCAUCAAGUUCUCCAGCAGUGAUAGAAAGAAACAACGGGAAUUUGAAGAUUACAUUAAGGACAAAUAUAUCACAGCCAAAGCUGACUUCAGAACUCUCCUGAAAGAAACCAAAUUCAUCACGUAUAGAUCACGGAAGUUGAUCCAAGAGUCAGACCAGCACCUAAAAGAUAUUGAGAAAGUCCUUCAAAAUGAUAAACGUUUCCUGAUCCUAGACUGCGUCCCAGAAGAACGCCGCAAACUCAUCAUGUUCUACAUUGAGGACCUGGACCGCCGGGGACCCCCACCUCCCCCAACUGCCUCAGAACCCAGCCGCCGCUCCACAAAGUGAAGGCGUAGUGAACCUUAGAGGACUGAGCAUGAGUCAGCUCUGCACUCAUCAUAGCACAGUGUUAAAGACUUGUAUUUUUGAAACGUCUGUGUUAUCUACUCAAACUGUGCAAGAUGAUGCCCUGUACGCCCACUAGUUGUAGGCUAGCACAAGGCAAUUUGUUAAUGUCAAUCUAUGAACUUCAGUCGUCAGGCAGGGAAUGCAUUUGAACUUGUUACUUGCACUUGGUACUGCAGCCUCCUGUGAGAGUGGGUUAUCAAUUGUAGCAGGCUGUUAAUCCAACAGGCCAAUGCAGACUUUGUGAAAUGAGUCGUGUACCUUGCAGUACAUGUGAAAUGUUUCUUAAAGUGGUUUGAUUUGGACUUGUUGCUAUAUUUCUGUAUGUGUUGAAUGGAAAUAAAUGCAACCUUUUUGUUUUUUUUAGCAA